AUGGUGUGCGUCGUGUCUACUGUGGCAGCCGGAAGAACGCUAGUGCGUCUCUGCGGCAAAAGUGGUUGCUAUGACGACGAGGGCUUGGUGGAAAAUGAUGCAAUUGAAGUCUGUAACUUAAUGGAAAAAAGACAAAAAAUUACUCAGUGUUCUGAAAAAGAAAACAAACAGCUUACACAUGAAUUUAAAUCACUCAAACUCAAGCAAGUUUUAUUUCAGUCCCAUAAUAAAGAUCUAGAAGCAGAUAAAAUAUCACAGAACAACCUAGAGAUAAAUGUAGAACAAAGAGCAAAGCCAGGCAUGGCCCAUGAAGAGAUCCAAAGGCUGACUGAUGAACUGCAAGUGAAGGAGAAAGAACAGAAUAAAUUAGAUUCUACUCUUCAAGUAGCUCAACUGGAAGUAGAGAAAUUUAAAGAAAAUGUGAUGAAACUAAAAGAAAAUGAUUCAGCUGACCUACAGAAAGCAAAGGGACAUAAUCUGAGACUAAAUGAAGAAAUUCUGGCCUUAAGAAAUAGAGUUCGAUCACUUGACUCAGAGAAAAAAAUGCUUGGAAAAGAGGUUGAAAAGCUCAAAGGAGAGAUUAAUAAAUUUCAAGAGAAUGAACAAGUUAGAAAUCACUCACUGUGA
Molecule: messenger RNA, 627 nt
Organism: Elephantulus edwardii (Cape elephant shrew)
Lineage: Eukaryota; Metazoa; Chordata; Mammalia; Macroscelidea; Macroscelididae
Gene: CCDC30
Product: coiled-coil domain containing 30
Exons: 6
Coding region: 1-627 (208 amino acids)
Source: RefSeq, a predicted model, not a curated record